Scomber scombrus (Atlantic mackerel) is the source of this 1402-nucleotide messenger RNA. RefSeq names its product EEF1A lysine methyltransferase 2 (gene eef1akmt2). Lineage: Eukaryota; Metazoa; Chordata; Actinopteri; Scombriformes; Scombridae. Gene Ontology annotation, biological process: peptidyl-lysine dimethylation; peptidyl-lysine monomethylation. The record is from RefSeq and is a predicted model, not a curated record. The transcript has 6 exons. Gene Ontology annotation, cellular component: cytoplasm. Gene Ontology annotation, molecular function: protein-lysine N-methyltransferase activity. The coding region runs from base 7 to 720 and encodes 237 amino acids.
UCCAGCAUGGAAGAAACAACAGAAAACACACAUGGUUGUGGGGAUAUCUCGGGUCCAGGAGAAGACAGAUGCUCAGAUAAUGAUUUUGGACCUUCAAAACUCGGAACGAGGCAAUAUUGGGAAGAUGCAUACCAAAAAGAACUUGAGACAUUCAAAGACAUUGGGGACGUUGGUGAGAUUUGGUUUGGCGAGGGAAGCAUGAGCCGCAUUCUGCGAUGGAUGGAGAGAGCCAACAUUCCAGAAAAUACUGCCAUUCUUGACAUUGGCACUGGAAAUGGAGCCCUUUUAGUUGAACUGGCGAAAAGCGGGUACAGUAAUCUGAUGGGGAUAGAUUAUUCUCCAGCAUCUGUAGAACUGGCCAAAAAUGUCCUGCAGGCGGAGGACUUGACAGAUGUGACUGUAAAGGAGGUGGAUUUCUUAAACUCACAAGGGGAACUAAAGGGUUUUGAUGUCUGCAUCGACAAAGGAACUUUUGAUGCAGUAAGCCUAAACCCAGACAACACCAACCAGGUCAAACAACUCUAUGUAGAAGCUCUUAAAGAUGCUCUUAAGGACCAAGGACACUUCGCUAUUACUUCCUGUAACUGGACAAAAGAGCAGCUGCUAGAUCGAUUCAGUGAUGGAUUUGAAUUUGUACAGGAGUUGCCCACACCCAGUUUCCAGUUUGGAGGCAAGAAGGGCAACAGUGUGACAGCACUCAUCUUCAAGCGAGUACAUUGAUUGUCAAAGCACCAGCAUAGGAGGAAAUUUGUCUUUUUACAUGUAUGUCCCAUUAACUCAGCAGCUUUCUGUUUAACACAGGAAAUCAUAGAGCCCCUACCAUUACAUAACAACAUUAUCAUACAGGAAGCGAUUAUUUUAAAAAUGCUGUGUAACGAAGCAGACGUAUGGUGCCAUAGAGUGGGACAGUUCUUUUGCAAUAAAUGAAUCUGUUUUUGUAUUGUUCCUGUUGUGUUAUCUUUACAAUCAUCUAAGGUGGUAAAGGCUCCUGAUGAUCUUUUUUUUGGUAAUGUAAUAAAUUUACAGAGACAGUAAACAGGAUUAUUUAAUCAAUUUGUUUCAAAGUUAUUUACAAACCCGUGAAAUGGUGCUUUCAUGGUGGAAUGUAUUGCCAAUAUCUCAUGAUUAUGAUUCCAAAAAUAGUACUUUUCUAUCAACUUCCUUUUUUCUUUUUUCUGAGCAGCUUCAAUGCAUUCACAGGCAUAUCUGAUAACGCCUGUCUUUCCUGUGGAUUAUAAAACAAAACCAUCAUCUGUCCUGUUCAGAGAAUAUUAUUCAUGUCACAGACUUUGUUUGAAAAUUGCACGAUGUAAACCAGCAAUACAUAAAUGACAAACUAUUAGAUUUUUGAUCAUAUAAAAUGUUUUCACAUGAAACCUCUUAGCUCUGAUUAACAUUAGCU